AUGUUUCUCAUAGGGCCUCAUUUGAGGAUAUGCAUCUUCGAGAGGAGGGUCACUUCGACAGUCACCACUGCCUACACGAGAUUGGUCAACGAUGGUAUCUUGAAGGACGAUUCUCAUCAGCGUUCAAUCAUUACCCACUUUGACGGUAUUGUGGAAUCGUUGACUUCAUACGUGGCCACGCCGAGAUCGAAGCACACAAGGAAAAACUGGAAACUCGCCAGUUUUUGGAAUCACCUCAAGGUUUCCAUCGUAUGUGGUCUCGUCCUCUUGAUAUUUCAGACAAGGCAAGUCGCCAGCCCGGCUCCACGAGGGAUCUAUCUCUGGGGUAAUGUUGGUUGCGGCAAAACGAUGAUAAUGGAUUUGUUCUUCGAUUGCUGUCCAUUUGCAGAGAAAGAACGAGUUCACUUCCACCCAUUUAUGCAGGAAAUACACAAAAGAAUGCAUUCUGUAAAGAUGGCACAUGUUGGGAAACGGGGUACCUGCGAUCCUGUGCCGUUCAUUGUUCAUGAAAUCAUGAGCAGGUGUAGGAUGCUGUGUUUUGAUGAGUUCCAGGUCACGGAUAUUGCUGAUGCUAUGAUACUGAAGAGGUUUUUUUCGCUUCUGUUUGAUGAAGGGCUCGUUGUCAUCGCCACGUCAAAUAGACCUCCUAAGGAUUUGUACAAAAACGGUUUGCAGCGACAUCAGUUCUUGCCUUUUAUCGCGGUCUUGGAGGAUAGGUGUCAUGUGCUAUCGUUGAACUCCGACAUAGACUAUCGCAGAAUCGGUGGUGGCGGAUCCGAUACCUAUUUCGUCCGAUCGGAGAGCUGUGAUGUUGACGAAGAGUGCGAUCGAGUGUUUAAGCAGUUGAUUGCGCAGGAAACAGACACAAUCCGCACAAAAAUUCUCAGUAUUCUCGGACGCACCGUCGAGGUGAAACGCUGUUGCGGUGGUGUUGCCGACAUCGAGUUUGUUGAUUGGUGUGAGCGACCAUGCGGUGCCGCUGAUUAUCUUGUACUAGCCAGGGUUUUCCAUACUAUUAUACUUCGCAAUGUUCCUGUACUAACCUGUUCGAAGAUAAACGAGGCAAGACGAUUUAUAACAAUGAUAGACACGUUCUACGACCAAAAGGUUCGACUCGUUGUCAGUGCAGAUGCUCCUCCAGAAGGUCUUUUCUUGUUGGAAGAAGACACAAAUGAUAUGGGAUCGUUGAGUGACUCGCAGAGAGUUCUUAUGGAUGAUUUGGAAGUCAAGGAGGGCAGCGAUACCGCCAGAGCAAACGUUUUCUCUGGAGAAGAGGAAGCUUUUGCCUAUGUACGAACGGUGUCGCGUUUGUACGAAAUGCGAGGUAGCCUGUACUGGAAUGUCAGAAAGCCCAGUUCGCAUUAG
This is a messenger RNA of Angiostrongylus costaricensis, 1365 nucleotides long. NCBI's taxonomy places the organism in Eukaryota, Metazoa, Nematoda, Chromadorea, Rhabditida, Metastrongylidae. The record is from the annotation of a GenBank genome assembly.